Messenger RNA from Lathyrus oleraceus (garden pea), 929 nucleotides. Its product is annotated as cold shock protein 1. NCBI's taxonomy places the organism in Eukaryota, Viridiplantae, Streptophyta, Magnoliopsida, Fabales, Fabaceae. Gene Ontology annotation, molecular function: zinc ion binding; nucleic acid binding. The record is from RefSeq and is a predicted model, not a curated record. The annotation marks the transcript as partial. The transcript has 4 exons.
UAAAUAUAAAAAGUGACGUACGUUCAAUGUUAUUGUUUAAUUGGACGAGGUAUGAUAUCCAACUAAAUCCCAAGUUAUCGAAGUGUUCACCGUAAAAAUUAUCGAACCUGCGUUUGAUUAGGGUUUACACUUCGGAACUCUGAAUUCUGAGCGGCAUGGGAAAGAAGGAGAAGUCGAAAGCCAAUGCAAGAGAGCACGAACAAGUCGGCGAAGCAACCGACAAUCUCGACGGCGCUUCCACGCCAUCACUCGUGUUCAGUAGCGAUGAUGAUGAUGACGAAGCCAAUCAAGAUCUGAGUCUCAGAAUCGUUGAAAAGGCCCUACGAGCGCGAGAGGCAAAGCUUGCAACAAACGACGCCGUUUUAAACGGCGUUGAUUCUUCUCUUGUUUCGCCAUCGCAGCAAUCUGAAUUCAAGGUGAUGCAAAGCGACGGCGUUUUGGAUGGGUCGAGUGGGAUCACUGCUUGGGAAAUGAUGGAAGAGAAGAAAACGACGAAGCUAAUGGUGGACUCUGGGUUUUCAAGUGUUAUUGUAGCUGCAGAUCAAGAGGUGGAAGAGAUAAUCAAAACUACAGAGAACCGUGAGUCCGUGGAUCUGGAAGCAAGUUCGGGUCAGAUAGGCGACAAUGUGGUUCUGCGAAAGCUGCUUCGGGGUCCAAGAUAUUUUGACCCUCCAGAUAGUAGUUGGGGAGCAUGCUAUAAUUGUGGCGAGGAAGGUCAUGCUACUGUAAACUGUACAGAAGCGAAGCGGAUGAAACCGUGCUAUGUAUGUGGUGGUUUGGGACACGUUGCAAAGCAAUGUACUAAGACGAAUUGCUAUAUCUGUAAGAAAGGUGGCCACCGUGCCAAAGAUUGUCCAGAGAAGCACAUGUCGGCACGUGUUCCUAAAAGCUUAACGGUGUGCUUGAAGUGUGGGAAUUCUGGGCAUGAU